Bombyx mandarina (wild silkworm) is the source of this 1006-nucleotide messenger RNA. RefSeq names its product homeobox protein MSH-B. NCBI's taxonomy places the organism in Eukaryota, Metazoa, Arthropoda, Insecta, Lepidoptera, Bombycidae. The record is from RefSeq and is a predicted model, not a curated record. Gene Ontology annotation, molecular function: DNA binding; DNA-binding transcription factor activity, RNA polymerase II-specific. Gene Ontology annotation, biological process: regulation of DNA-templated transcription.
AUAAACACAUUUUAGGAGCCCAACAUCCAACCUCCGGUAAGGGCGGGGUGAUGUCGUGACUCCUCCCAGUAUUGUGCAACAAAUUUAGGGUAGAAUUUCUGAAUCCCGGUCAUUUGUUGUUCGGACCAGUAACAACGCCAUGGAUCCAUCGUCAGUUCAGUCCACUUCUAAGUGUAAUUCUGACUUUAGCAUUGAAAGAAUCUUGAGUGAUGAUUCAAAAAAUAAAGAAGACAAGAAAGUUCCGGAUUGGUUAUGCUGUACCCGGUAUAGACCACCGCGUUUGCCACGUGCCGUGAACAGUGGUUGCAGGUCACGUAGAUCAGGACGUCACGCGCGGGUCCCCUUCACAGCGACGCAGGCGGCCGCGCUGGAGGCCGCAUACUCUCGCGCUGCGUACCUCGCACCACCGGCACUGAGGGCUCUCGCUGCGGCCUUACAGCUACGCGACGACAGGAUUAAAAUCUGGUUCCAAAAUCGUCGUGCUCGUGAACGCAGAGAGAAGUGUGCGAACAUUAGGCCACCAGUCGCUGUCACACUACCACCUACGUCUACAUCUCGAACCGGCCUUAUAAACAAUUCGGUAUGGUUUCAACAACAUAACUUUGGAGUAUCCUCAACGAAAGCUUUAAUGAUGGCACAAAAUGAGGCAAAUGUAACUAGAAAUAUAAUUAUAGAAGCAAAUGGAAUGUUAACGUGUGGAACAGACUCGGAGUCUUUUGGCGAAAUUGAAAAAUCGGAAUCUCCAUUAGAUGUCGAAACUGUGGAACAUUGAGAUGAUAACUAUUCGUGUGCUGAUGUGAACUAGAAUAAUAUGAACAUUGAGUGACCUAUUAGUGUGUAUAACCACUUUUGUCUGUGAAUUAAUAUGGGCACGACAGGGUACGAUAAUAUUUAUAAACAAAAAAGAAACAUUACCUCAUAAUGUAUUUUAGUAGUAAAAAUUUAGACUAAAUGUAUAAUUUAAAGAUGUUUGUUCUUAGAAAUAAACGAUUAAAUCCUGUGAUAU